AGGAAAAAUGUAAUUAUAUUAUUCUAGAGGGUGUAUAUCCUUGGGAAUUUUUAAGCAAAUUGGAGGUAUUUCUUUUGUUGUAGUUCCACGUCAUUCAUUCUGUUACUUUGUGUUCUUGUGUUCUCCAUCUUUAGAUACCUGCUCGAACAAGACUUUCCAGGCAUGCGGAUUGGUCCAGAGCCUACCACAGAUUCUUUUAUUGCUGUGAUGUAUGGAGAUUCAGAAGGAAGUGUUCCUGGAAAUGCCUUAGUUGUUGAUCCUAAGAAGCCGUUCCGCAAACUCAGCCGCUUUGGAAAUGCUUUCCUGAACAGGUUUAUGUGCUCUCAAUUGCCUAACCAGGUACUGAAGAGCAUCAGUAUCAUCGACAGCCCUGGCAUUCUCUCUGGUGAGAAGCAGCGCAUCAGCAGAGGCUACGACUUCUGCCAAGUCCUCCAGUGGUUUGCUGAGAGAGUCGACCGUAUCAUCCUCCUUUUUGAUGCCCAUAAGCUGGAUAUAUCUGAUGAGUUUUCAGAGGCUAUUAAGUCAUUCCGUGGCCAGGAUGACAAGAUUCGAGUGGUGCUUAAUAAGGCUGACCAAGUGGACACACAGCAGCUGAUGAGGGUCUAUGGUGCUCUCAUGUGGUCCCUGGGAAAGGUGAUCAACACCCCGGAGGUGCUGCGGGUCUAUAUUGGCUCCUUCUGGGCCCACCCUCUCCAAAACACAGAGAAUCGAAGACUCUUUGAAGCCGAGGCACAGGAUCUUUUCAAGGAUAUCCAGAGUCUCCCACAGAAGGCUGCUGUGCGGAAACUCAAUGAUCUCAUUAAGAGGGCAAGACUUGCAAAGGUUCAUGCUUAUAUCAUCAGCUAUCUGAAAAAAGAAAUGCCCUCUGUAUUUGGAAAAGAGAACAAGAAAAAGGAACUGAUCAGCAGGUUACCAGAGAUCUACAUCCAGCUGCAAAGGGAGUACCAUAUCUCGGCAGGGGACUUCCCUGAAGUCAAAAAAAUGCAGGAGCUGUUGGAGACUUGUGACUUCACUAAAUUUCAUUCUUUGAAACCAAAACUAAUUGAAGCUGUGGAUAACAUGCUGGCCAACAAAAUUGCCUCCCUGAUGAGCAUGAUCAGACAGGAAGAGAGCAAUAUGCCCACAGAGAUGGUGCAUGGUGGAGCAUUUGAUGGCACCAUGGCAGGACCUUUUGGCCAUGGAUAUGGAGAAGGUGCUAAGGAAGGAGCCGAUGAAGAUGAAUGGGUUGUUGCCAAAGAUAAACCUGCUUAUGAUGAGAUUUUCUACACUCUGUCACCAAUCAAUGGCAAAAUAUCUGGGAUUAGUGCAAAGAAGGAGAUGGUGACUUCUAAACUACCCAACAGCGUCUUGGGGAAGAUCUGGAAACUUGCAGACUGUGAUGGCGAUGGCAUGUUGGACGAUGAGGAGUUUGCAUUAGCAAAACAUCUCAUCAAGAUUAAACUGGAUGGAUAUGAACUGCCUGGCACGCUACCUUCCCACCUGGUGCCACCAUCUCACAGGAAACCUUUCCAGACAGCAGAGUGAAAAAUACAAGGAGAAGAAUGAGGAUUUUGGAAAUCUUUCGACAAACGUGUUGAAACCACCAAAAUUUGAAAUUAGGCUUAGAUACUUAAACCUCACAGUGCAUUUCACGCAAGUUACUGAAAUUAGAAGCAUGGUAAGCAGGGAAACAUUUGUGUAGCUGUCCCUGCUGACCUUCACUCAGACAUGCUUAUCAGAAGUGCCUUGUGUAGAUCUAUCGUAAAGUGAAAAUGUUUUUGUAGUCCUGCUCCUAUGUCUUGCUGCCUUUACAACCAUACUGCAGAAAAGACCAUGUGUAAAAAUCACUGACGUUCACCAGACAUAAAUACUUAUCAACCGUAAGUUUCUCCAAACUAUUUCAAAUAGCUCAAGAAAGCUCUAAAUGUUAAAUUCACCUGCCUAUGCAAGGAACGUUUUCUAUGCUAAAAACAUACUUUAGGCAUCGAGUGAAUGUCAGCAUCUCCAUAGUUUAAGAAAAGGCUGAUCUAAAUGGAAAUUUUAUUUUUGUUCUUUUUAUAAUUUGAUAGGGGGUUAGAAGAAGAGAGGAGAGUAAUGGGAGAGUCUUUUAAGUGCUCAGAAUGUGAGCAGACUUGUUUUUAAACUUUACUGAUUAUAGCUAGAACUGCAAAAUAUUAAAAUGAUUCUUUUAAUCUGUCAUCACUGUGUCCUGUUAUCUGAAGAACUGCUUCUUCAGUUUUAUACAGCACUAUAUACUUGGUAUUAUCAUUAGAAGAACUGAACCUCCUUUGUUCCUUGGAUUUGGAAUUUCUUUUGAGGUUUCAGUUUAGCUGCUCUGCAGACAAUAAAUUCCUGAAUUGUUCAAAGUGACAGCAGAAUGUUUUCAUAAGCUUAAAAAAAAAAAAUUGCAUUGCCAUUGAAAUCAAGCCUCACUUUCUGUUCAGAAAAGGUGCGUUGCUUAAAGUCAGCCUCUUCAAAGCACAUCAAAUUUUCUCGGGAAAUUUUCAUUGGUAUUUAAUUUCUAUUUACAGGUAAUUAUAUAGUUAUCUCUCUAUAUUUUUUUACAUGUAAUAUUUUUAAGAAAAGUUUUUAACUUUCUUUUGCUAACACGUAGCUGACAACCACAAAAGAGAGAUUAGAUUCCCAUGGUGGCAGAUUUGAAAGACAGGGAGGCUAACAGGAAUCAUUACAUUGACUGUAAUAAAUGACAAACUGGUCCCUCCAGAUAUUAUUUCUUUAUUGAAAACAAUCCCUGAAAGGAGUGGAUGCUUAAUAAACAUUUGUUUUUCUAACAACAUGAUCAAAGUUGAACACAUUGGCUGCUUACAACUGAUUUUUAUCAGUACCUUAAAAGAAGGCGAAUUUUUGGCCCUGUGAACUUGAGUCUUACAGGGAGGGCCAGUUCUUUUCUAAAAUCAAACUUGGCAGUCAGUUUUGCUCUCUGCCUGUGAGCAGGAAUUGACUUGUAUUCCAUUUGUAGUAUGAAAUACCCUACAUAUCAAAGGUACUGUAGUCUUGAGCACUUUUUUCUUUGAGUCUCAGUAAGUGGUAGUAGUAGUGCCUUCUGAAACAGAGCUAAAGCCAAAAAGUGGUUUAGCAUCCUUGCAGUAGGGGUGGGGAGGGAAGUAGUUUGGGUAUUGUCUCCCAGUUAAAAUUUUAGUCACACGUGUUCAGAUUUAUAGGUGACCUAAGAGCAGCCUUGGUUUCCUUCUUUCAAAUCAUGCACUUGUAGGUUGUCAGUCAGGUUUAAUACUUCAGAUCUUUCUGGACCUCUUAUCUUUCUGCAUCUGUUCUAUUCUGAUGUGAAAUUACCAUGAACUUUGCUAGGGCUCUACCAUGAGAAAACAAUGAAGCUAUUUUAAGUAAUGACACAAGAACACCUUUACCUUGCCAGGCUUCCAGGCCUGUGUCAAGGAUAUCCUGGCAUAGUUAAAUUGUUCUUGAGGACUUGCUUGGUUUUUUGUGUUGUUUUUUUUUAAAUCUUAGGUUUUUCUCUUAUUGUUCAAGCAUACCGACUUUAUUUCCUUUAGACCUAAAUUAGGAGCCAAAUUAGCCUUAGUGCAUCUCUGUGCACUUUAGUAGAGCUGUGAAACUUGACCAUGAGCCUACCUGUGACUGUACGUCUGCAGAGUAACUGAUUUUCUAUGUAAUUUAUUUUUGAUGGAACCAAAAGUAGUCUAUAGAUAUUGCAGGAGUUGUUAAAAAAAAAAAAAAAAAGCAGGCU
Messenger RNA from Egretta garzetta (little egret), 3703 nucleotides. It is a transcript of the gene EHD4, whose product is annotated as EH domain containing 4. Lineage: Eukaryota; Metazoa; Chordata; Aves; Pelecaniformes; Ardeidae. Gene Ontology annotation, molecular function: protein binding; GTP binding; calcium ion binding. The record is from RefSeq and is a predicted model, not a curated record. Gene Ontology annotation, biological process: endosomal transport; endocytosis. Gene Ontology annotation, cellular component: cytoplasm; plasma membrane.